Exophiala mesophila is the source of this 2681-nucleotide messenger RNA. RefSeq lists its product as uncharacterized. Lineage: Eukaryota; Fungi; Ascomycota; Eurotiomycetes; Chaetothyriales; Herpotrichiellaceae. The transcript is spliced from 2 exons. The record is from RefSeq and is a predicted model, not a curated record. Bases 1 to 2634 code for a protein of 877 amino acids. Gene Ontology annotation, molecular function: lyase activity.
AUGGGUCGCAAGAAUCAAUCAGUCCCGGUCACAUACAUCCGAGGAGGGACAAGCAAGGCUCUCUUCUUCCACGAGCAUCAUGUCCCUCCCCCGGGAAUUGCUCGAGACCGCUUUCUGAAACGCGUCAUGGGAACACCGGAUCCUCUGCAGAUUGACGGUAUGGGUGGAAGCCACAUCGUCACCUCCAAGAUCGCUUUGAUCCGCCCGUCAGAACGUCCAGAUGCGGAUGUUGACUAUACUUUUGCACAAGUCAGCAUUAAUGAUGACUUUGUUGGAUACUCUGGCAAUUGCGGCAAUAUCUCUGCAGGUGUAGGACCUUUUGCCAUCGAUGAGGACCUUGUCAAGGAGAAGAGGCCUGGCGUAAGCAUGGACCCCAAGAUCAAGACACAGGAGGUUAGGAUCUUCAACACUGGAACGAACAAACUCCUCAUCUCUCAUGUACCAAUCGACCCAGCGACGGGAAAUUCUCUCGAACCUGGUGAUGCCUCGAUCGAUGGCUGCCCUGGUACUGGUGCCCCUAUUCUCAUGGACUAUUCUAAUGUUGUGGGAGGGGCUUUGAACAAAGGCGCAAUUCCUACCAACUCCGUCAUUGACACUGCCAUCGUCAAUGGCGUCGAAAUUGAAUUCAGCAUUUGUGAUGUUGGUAAUAUCUUGGUAUUUGCGCCAGCACAAGCUCUAGGAAUUCAAGGCAACGAACGUCCAGGAGAUCUAGACAAGGAUGCCGCACUUAUUGCCAGAGUCAAAGAACUACGUGGAAAGGCCGCCGUCAUAGCUGGCAUGUGCAAGGAUUGGGAGCUCGUCGAUGAACAAUCGCCGAUGCUGCCGAUGGUCACUCUCGUGUCGCCAUCAACAGAUCCUGAGUUCCACCUCCAGUCAAGAUUGUUUCUGGAUAACAAAUGCCAUACCUCCAUGGCUGGCACUGGUUCCAUCUGCACAGCUGCCUGUAGUCGAAUUCCAGGCACCAUUGUCCACAGACUCAUGUCUGAAGCUGGCCUGCAAGAAACAACUCUCAAGAUUCAACAUCCCUCCGGCAGCAUACCUGUCGUGGUGAUCUCGAAGCCUUUAAAGGAAGGCAAAGUCCCCGACUUUGAAACACUUUCCUUUGUCAGGACUGCUCGAAGGAUCUUUGAUGGCAACAUUUACAUCCCAGACAACGUUAAGGACUGCUUCCCAGCCGUAAAUGGCGUCAACGGACACACCAAUGGCGUGUCAGCCUCAGAGGUGGGAGAAAAUCCCAUUACAACGAAGGGUCUCGCUAAAUUCGUGUCAGGAUUAGAGUAUGCGGACCUGACUGUUGAAGUCCAAGACAAGCUUCGUCUCCUUUUGUUGGAUUACAUUGGAGUUACUUCUGCGGCAACAAUAUUCUCAGAGUCUUCCGAUUCUUUAACCAAGGCUAUCAAAGCCCUCAACGCUGGAUAUGAUGGCAAGGGUAAUCAGGCUUCGGUUAUUAAGAACGGUCCAUCAUGGUCUGCGCCACUGGCAGCGAUGCUCAAUGGCGCGCUUUCCCACAGUCUGGAUUUCGACGACACUCACGCAGGAGGAGCAUUGCACCCUGGCGUCAGUGUCGUCUCCGCUGCCCUUGCGGAGGCCGAAACCAAUACCAACGCUUCACCACAAGACUUGUUGACUGCAUUAGCGGCCGGCUAUGAAGUCACCUGUAGACUCGGCGUGGCAUUGGGAAAUGGAGGAUACGUCCUCGGGUUCCAUAACACCAGCACAGCUGGCAUUUUCGGGGCCGUGGCGGCCAUCGCAAGAUUAAGACACGCCGACGUCGAGACAGUUGAAAACGCGUUUGGACUCGCCUUGUCCAAGGCUGCAGGUUCGAUGCAAUACCUCGCCAACGGCAGCUGGAACAAACGCCUCCACCCUGGAUUUGCCGCCCACGAUGCCUUCGCCUGCGUGACACUGGCCGAAAGCGGCGUUGUCGGCGCUGCAGAGCCCAUCGAGGGUAGAUACGGGCUGUUAAACCUGUACAGCUCGACUGGGGCGACAAAAUCUUCUUCUUCUACUUCUUCUUCUCCUAGCCCCAGCCUGAGUCUUCCAUUUUUGAAACACUGGGAGUUUCUAUCAACGGCUGUCAAGCCCUACGCCAGCUGUCGAAUGACACACGGUCCAAUUGAACUUGCAGCACAACUAGCACAGCUACAGCAGACACAUGGAAAACCGCAGAGCAUCAAGAUCUCCUUGUCCCAAACAUGUUAUCGUAUUGUGGGCGAGCCUACCGAUAACAAACUCCGGCCACAAAACGUCGUCGACGCUCAGUUCAGCGUCUACUACCAGACCGCAGUCGCCUGGCUUCAUGGGAAUAGUGGUUUAGGCUGGAAAAUCUACGACUAUAUCGGUGACUCUGCUGUUCAUGACAUCAUUGAUGCUAUGGAAGUCCUCAGCGUGGAUUCGCACGUUGGACUUGAGAGCAGCCUCGAGGUCGUUUUCUCGGACGGAUAUACGUCACAAUUGCAUCUCAGGAGUCCGACUGGAGAGCCGGAUAAUCCCAGUACCUGGGACAAUACUCGAGUCAAGUUCAUGGCUUUGGCCACGGGGGUCUAUGGCGAGGCCCAGGCAAACAAGAUUUGUGAAGCGGUGAAGGAUGUUCAAAAUGUCGGCGUGCGUAGAUUGAUGAAACUUGUAAGAUGAGUUACGAAUUCUGAAGUGGCAGAUGUGACUACUUCGACGAAUGUCAG